AUGGUGUCCCUGAGCAUCUGGACGGCCGACGAAUCCACAGACGUCAUUCCGUUCAUAUCGAACACCACAUGUUUGAUCGGCCCGCUCGAACGCAGCGCGGCCGGAUGGCUUUUCACCGACCCGCACAGCUCCAAACGACGGAGUCGGGCCUUCAUGUCGCUCGCGUUGGUGAACGUGAGCGGUUCGGGGAUCUUCACUAUCAAACACCCUUCUCUAUCCUCCAGGUUGAGCUUGGACCCGGCAGAACGCACCCCGGACGUUUGUUCGGCCGCUGCUGUCUGCGAGCGGUCGGCGUUCACGAGCGUGGCUGUUCCUGCCACCUGGGAAAGAAACUGGAUCCGCGACUUGGUGGAGUGUUUGAUCACGCGGAUCACCGAGUACGAGCAUCCCAGCGCAACGCCCACGUCGAUCGACACAAACAGCGACGCCGCCAGCGUCACCACAAACGUGACGAGCUCGUUGUAUCCUCUGGUGCGGAUAUGGAAUAAUAUGUCUUUAGGGGUUUCCUGGACGAGCGAGAGCCCGACGGUGCCGAUGACGGCGUUCAGAACACAGAUCGGCAGAUGGUACACGUACGGGAGCAUGUAUGCUGUGACCAGGAGCGUGGUGAGGCCCAUUAUGAACCCGGAAACCGGGGUUUUGGCUCCGUUGAUAGAGUUGAGUCUGGACCGGGCCUCUCUGUUGGACGAGACGGGCAUCUCCAGGCUGGAACCCAGACUUUUCCCGGCCGAGGAGCUUUCGAAAAAACCCAGGAUCGCACACACAAACGAGGUCGAGAACACCUUUGGGUACCACUGUUUGGCGUCGCCGGCGAACGGCAGCGUGAACUUGAAGUCCUCGACGUCGACCUUGCCCAGGACGCGCACGCCGUGCUUGUCGAAGCGGAAGUGUGCAGACAAAAUUGUUGAGAGCACCACCACGACCAGAAUCUCGGGGAAAAACGUGGACAGCUUGAAUUUCCGGCGAGCAAGCGCUUUCUUCACAGAGCUGGCUGCCAGCAGCACCACAAAUGCGCCGAGCCCCACAACCAGCGGUGAGCAGAACGGUGUCGAUGCCGAGGAUGGCGAUGGUGGAGUUGAGGAUCAUGGUGAGGCCGAUUGCGGUGAUGAAGCCCUUGAGCAGCGUUCCGCAGAGCACGUUGUCGAUGAAGCCGAAGCGGAGCAACCCGAACGUGAGCAACACUGCGCCCGCGGAAGAGGUGAUCACGGCGAGCACGUCGACUGGGUUCACGCCGUCGUUGUGCUUGACGAUCUUCUCGAUCGCCUGCCCCACAAUCAUGGACACUGCGGCCUCAGGCCCCACAAUCAUCUGCGGAACGGUUCCGAGCAAUGUGUACACCAUGGGCGCGAUCGAAAGCCCCAGCAGCCCGCAGAUGGGCGGGACGUGGGCCACCGCGCUCGCAAACGACAUGCUGAGCGGGAUCUGUACGGCAGUUUCUGGGCGAUGGUGAGGCUCUGUGUGCUGCGCGAGUGGGCCACCUGGCGCGUGCUGCCAAGCGAAGACGUCUCUGACGACCUGGACACCCCGGACGAGCUGAGGGGCUCUAUGUCUGGGUCGUUGAUGGCCCCGAACGAGGGGGGCUGGACGGCCGGAGUCUUGCCGUGCAAGACGGCGCGUUUGACCGACCCGUCGCGUAGAUCUUUCUCCCUGGACGAUGCCAUGUGUAGCGAAUACGAGGCAAAAUAA
Molecule: messenger RNA, 1686 nt
Organism: Ogataea philodendri
Lineage: Eukaryota; Fungi; Ascomycota; Pichiomycetes; Pichiales; Pichiaceae
Exons: 5
Coding region: 1-1686 (561 amino acids)
Source: RefSeq, a predicted model, not a curated record